CAGACUGACAUCACUGACAUAAAUUUGACAUAAAGAAAAGCAAUUAGUCGGCGCAAGAAGAAGUCCAAGAUUUCGUGGCAUUUUCAUUGAAGAAACGUGUUCAUCGAAAGUCAUAAAGCUUGUGGGUUUUCUGGCUUCAAGUUCAUCGUCUUAAAAGAAGGUUUUGUGCAAUGUCUUUUUAAGUAAGCUUUAUACAUUCAUAAGGAAAGCAGCCAUAGGCUGAUGUGGACCUCAGAAAAGCUUAAGCUUAGAAAAUAUUAAUGUAUGAUUCAGAUGUGCAUAAGCUCCGCAUGGGUCAAUGGUGGAGCGUAGAUUGUCGUUGAUCAUAAACUUGAUUGAAAACUUUGAAAAGUUACUGUCGUCUUAAAUUGCCCAGAAAACGAAGGCGAAGGCGGAGAUUAAGCUUAAGCUGAUAUAACCGCGAGCUUAUAAGCUUAUAUACUGACAGGCCAUUAUACAAGUCGAUAUUACACAUGGUUUGCUAUUCGAGAUCACAACGUGAUCAAUUGUAGAUUACUAGAUUCUCCUUGUUCAUUAAUUUAUGUCAAGAACAAAAGUUACGAUCCGUCUAUGUAGGUUUACUUUGCCCUUUAGAUAUUAUGGCCCAAACUGGAACCUUGAUUUUCUCAGUUCCCUGUAGCCAGCCGUAAUCACUAACCUUUACAGUAGUUGGUGCCAGCUAAGCAAUUUUUCCAAACUACAUUUACCAAACAAGUGAAAAGUGAAAAUUUUUGGAAGAUGUUUGUUCACUUGGACCAAAGUAAUAGAAUUUUGGAACUUUAAAUCAUUCUCAAAAGUAGGUCAUUACAACUUCACGCCGAUUUAAGUGUGUACCCCAAAUUUUGGGGUUAUCAAGUAUUCAUAUAUUCAGGCUAUUGUUCUUGCCAUUGUCGAUUACCUUCCGAAGAAUCCACGAGCGGAAUUCCUUUGAUUUAGGUGCGAUAUGUCUCUUUUGUUUCGAAUUUUGUUGCUUGAUUGACUUUUUAAUCCCCAUUGUUACCUGAUGAGUAUUAAAUUUAUCCAUUUAAAUACUCAGACUUGCCUGUUAAAUUUGCUGCAGUCUGUGGGAACACUUACAAGUCUUUUAAGCGUGGCGGACAACUCUGGUUGCAUAACAUAUUUUCGGUCACGCACCGUAUUACAAAGGAAAGAAGCCUGAUAAAUUUGAAGUUGAUUAAAGCUUAUAAAUACCUGGUAUCCGAUAGUAUUUUUUUAUUAAAUACUCUCUUGCCUUGAAAAUAAAUUGGCGUUUUAAAGAAUUGCUGCGGAAGUUAUUUAUUAGAACGUUUUAUUCAUUCAGUAGCUCUGCAAUCAAGAGCGAACAACUUUUUUUUAAAUGUAAACAACGCAAGCGGUGAAUGUAUAUAACGGGAUGUCACAGUUUUAUUAGAGUGUAGUUUCACUUUUUUGGACGUUUUCGCUUGCCUUUCAGUUUUUUUUUGUUGAACAAACCUUUCGUUUCAGUUACGUGACUGCAGGGCCCGAAAUAACCGCGUAUUGUCAGUUCACCGAUUAGCAUGGCAACUUGAUUCGCGGAGAAGUCGAGUGAGACGGAGUUCAUAAUUCCCCGAAAUAAUUUUGUAGAAAUGCUUGUAUAGUUUCUUUGCUCUGGAGAAAUGAAUAACUGUUAUGAUUGAGUGAAUGGAUAACUCUCGGCCGGAUUUUAUUAAGCGAUAGGCGAGAAAAAAUGCUUCAGCGGCUUGCUUUGUACUUCGAAACCUUGGCAAGAAAAAAAAUCCAAUCUCGGUCCACAGUGGUCGAAAUUUCUCGUUCAAGAUCUCUUUUUGAAGCUCUCAAAAUUCUCCUUUUUGAAAAAUACGUGUCCAAGUCGAAGAAGUUUUGCGAAAGACUUAAAUCCAUAAACUUCUACUGCAAUAUGUGCAAUAAUUCUCUGCAGUUUUAUUGACACACUUAGAACAAAAGGAUACCUUUCAAACUUCUCAGCCCUGGGCAGCUUAAUUAAGCCAUUGUUCAGUUCCUUUGAAUUGGCUUCUGAGUCUUCCGCCAUAAAAUCUCACCUUCUUUGAACCGAGUCAAAACGAGCACUCUCGAAGGGAAAGUCCGGAGGAAUAAAUUGAGCCUUCAGGGUACAAAAUCCAACGGUUAUGCCCAUUUCUGAAAUACACACUUAAAUCGGCGUGAAGUUGUAAUGGUUGAGUUUGAUUGUCUGGGUGAACUAUGAACAUGUCCCAAACGAUUUUGCCGACAUAACGAUAUUUAGAUUUAGAUUUAGAUUUAGUCCUGAAUAGGACUGUUGUUGUUCACAGUGACUAAUGUUUUGUCAACCUUUGUGGUAGUCAUUUUCAUAGUCAACUCUGAAAAUGACCACCACACAGGUUGUCGAAACGUCAGUCACUGUCAACAACAACAGUCCUGUUCAGGACUACGUUCACCCGGACGAUCAAACUCAACCUACUUUUGAUAUGACUCCUGGGUUCAAACCUUUCACAGUUUUAAAUCAUUCUUUGGAAAAAUUUGACUUUUGAGAGCUACUCUUAUUCGUAUUAGGAAUUUCCAGUAGCUUCUUUUUUAGAGCCUAAAAUUUAUAUUCCCAACCAAGGCAGCAUUUGGUGUCCUAAAUGUUUAAUAUUUUGGGACACUGCACAAAACUGAAUUAUUAAUGAUUAUUAAUCAAUCAAUAAAUUAUCAAUUAACAAUUUUUUGUUCUCAUUGUCAUCAUACCAUUUUCAAACACCAUCUUGGAUAGCCUCUCCGCAGACGUCACGUGGGGUUCUUUUAUCACGCAUUCAUUUCUUUGCAUGGUGAAUGAACCCCAAAGGACAUCUUUGGGGAGGCUACAUCUUGGAGGGCAGAUGAAUUACUGUUACUGUAGUAUGUACAAUGUUAUUACAAUUGAAAUUAACAAGAUCAUGUUUAUUGUUGCAGGAUUGUAGCAAUUGUUUAUUCUGCUAUUAACUUGUCAUUCAACUGCCAUGGAUGAAAAAGAAUGGAUUCCUCACACCACAAAAACAGGAAAAAUUCUAUAUUAUAUUAAUCCUGCCACAGGAGAAUGUAAGUGGCAGAGUCAGCUUACUAAGGUAUGUUUAUUAUUGUUAGAUGUUGGCAGCUGUUUGCAGUUAUCACGAUGACCAGUUCUUUUGAAAUGUCUCAUUCUUUUAUCUUCUUUUAUUGGAGAAUUUUUUUAUUUAAAGUUAUUUUGCCAUCUUAGCAACUAGCUUGUGUUGACAUUGCUCCAAGCUGUAAUCAUUUUAGGUGGGCAUGGCAGGUAGAACAAAAACCAAUGAGGAGUUUUUGAACAAUUUUCACCAGUUUACUAGUAGCAGUCAGUCAGUUAUUGGCCAGUAUUACUUCAGUAUGCUGUGGUGUGUUUUCAAAUGCAUUGCUUAACAACAGGCAGCCCAGACACUAUGGGAGUUGGUUGGAAAUUGAAUUUUUUGAGAAUGUGUGAGAAAUAUAAGUGACUCAUCUUGUUUUUGUGUUGCGUCUUAAUAAAUUGCUGUCUGUUCACUUCUUGAGCCAUUUGAAAGUGGUUUUGGUAACUCUUAGAUUUCUUAUCGUAUAAGAAUACAGCUCAAAAUCUAGCACUCACCAGUACAGCUUUGGAUUUGCUCCAGCUAGAAGUAAACAGAUCGUAAACUAACACACCACAUAAACGCAAGGCAAGUCAUUUUUUAUUUCCAAUCUUUUCCAAAAGUAGAGGUAAGAACAUAAUUUGUCCAUUGUCAUACAUUCUGUUUGAAAAUUUAAGUACCACAAACUCCCAUAGAGUCUGGGCUGCCUGUGGGAGUACUAGUUAAGUUUAUUUCUGUUUGACAGAAAGCUGAGCAGGAAGUUCAUUCAAAGCAGCUUAAGAAUGGAAAAGAGCCCUGCACUCAAGAGGAGCUUUCUAAAGAGAAGAUUAUGUCCGUCCCACAAGUGCCAAUUUCCCAAGAAACACAACAAGUGCAAAAGCCCAGUGUGGAGAGCAAGUGUGAGGUCUCAUAUUGUAAAAGAGAAGACGCUAUGAGCUGUUCACAGCUUGAAUGCGUGGCUCAAAGAGAGGAGAUGGAUUUGAUAGCACACAAACAGACUGACAAACAGCUAGAGGUACCUGCAUUUGUACAGGUAAGUGCAAAUUUAGUACAUUUUGCUGCAGACCGCUAUUGAUGCUUUUAAUCUCCUCCAUAACCCAUUGUUGUGAGUAAUUGUACAACAUUUUAUGAUGAUUCGCAAUAAUGAUUUUGUAUCACCAAUAGUUUCAAUACUGCAGUAUGAUUGUAAUCUUAAUGUGUAAAUUAAUGGAUAUUGCAUUUGACAUGAAUUUUUUGGAUGCAAAGGAGUGCUGGGUGAAAUUGUGUGCAUGUAUUUUGGAUUGGGGGGAGGGGGUGGGAUGGUGACUUUCUGAGCAGAGUAGUCACAGUUGUCACCAGUCCCUCUCUAUCCACUUUACUACAAAUAAAAAAUAAUGUAUUGUAGUAUCUGCAGCAGAUUUGAACAAACCAAUUUGAUGCAGAACUACGGUCGCAGCUUCAAUUAUGUUUGUACAAGUUAUCUAUACUGGGUUUAUGAAAUCUUGUAUCAUAUUUUAUAAUACAAGUACAUUAAUUGUUACAUACAUAAUAAUUUUAAUUUCUCAUUAGAGCAAUGCCUAUGUUCUGGAUAUUGGUGAAGAGAACAAUUUUCCACCCACUACAAAGGAGCCAGCAGGUACUUAAUCAGGGUUAAGAUUGAAGUAUUUUUUUGUGCCUUUAACUUGUCAGGGUAAGAGUGUGUGCUCAAGAAAAUUAAUAUGAGGUUGAAGCUGUAAAUUUUGUAAGGGAGUUUAGUAUAUUACAUAGUGUACAUUAAACAAAGAAGUCAGACAAAUCACAAGGGCAUAAUCAAAGCCCAAAACAACUUAAGGAUACCAUGAGAGCAAAUCAAAAACCAUUGAAACUGGAGAAACAACCAUAAUGAGGAAAAUGCCUCAAUGAACCAAACCGUGGAAGUCCCUCUGUUCAAAAAAAUCUAGUACUUUGAAUAGAUGGAGCCCAUUGAAGAGAGGUGCUACAUGUAAUUAUUGUGCAUGAAGGUUUAACUGUAUUUAAGUAAAUAUUUUGAAAAUAGUUAAUCAUUGCAAAAUAAUGUUAAAUUUGAUAAUUAGAGUUUAAUGUAAGUAUGUACAACCCUUUUAUUAAACAAACAAAACAUUUCUCCUCAUUAUUUUUGACAGCUUUAUGUCUUCUUUGCUGCCCUAGGUUCUGAUUCUAACCAUACAGAAAUAGCAAACAGUGUGUCCAAUGAACUUACUGUCCGGCAACACAAGCUAGAGUGUCCACAGUGCCACAAACAGUUUUCCUGCCCAAAUAAUAUUGCCUCACAUCUUCGUAGUCAUCCUGAGAUUGAUCCGUUGAAGUGCCCUGUAUGUUCUAAGGAGUAUUCCUCUUCCACUUCACUCACCACACACCUGAGAAUUCAUACUGGAGAGAGGCCCUUCUUGUGUUCACACUGUCACAAAUCCUUUAACCAGUCAAGUCACUUGACCACCCAUAUGCGUGUUCACACUGGUGAGAAACCCUACAAGUGUCCUAAGUGCCCUAAGACGUUUGGACAGUCAAGCCACCUGACUUUGCAUCUGCGAAUUCACAAUGGAGAAAAGCCAUUUCAAUGUAGCUUUUGCACAAAGGGGUUUUCUCAUUCAUCAGCUCUGAGCACCCAUAUACGGACCCAUACUGGUGAGAAACCUUUUCAGUGCCCCCACUGUUCAAAGAAGUUUGGCCAGUCAAGCCACCUUAAGAUUCAUAUCAGAACACAUACUGGAGAGAGACCUUUUCAAUGCCAUCACUGUAAAAAGUGCUUUAGACAGUCUUGCUACUUGGCCAAACACUUGAGAAGUCACUCCUCUAAUCAACAAGAUAAUUAA
Molecule: messenger RNA, 5842 nt
Organism: Porites lobata
Lineage: Eukaryota; Metazoa; Cnidaria; Anthozoa; Scleractinia; Poritidae
Source: the annotation of a GenBank genome assembly